Molecule: messenger RNA, 5177 nt
Organism: Amblyraja radiata (thorny skate)
Lineage: Eukaryota; Metazoa; Chordata; Chondrichthyes; Rajiformes; Rajidae
Gene: dgkza
Product: diacylglycerol kinase, zeta a
Exons: 35
Coding region: 246-4139 (1297 amino acids)
Biological process (GO): phospholipase C-activating G protein-coupled receptor signaling pathway
Cellular component (GO): plasma membrane; glutamatergic synapse
Molecular function (GO): ATP-dependent diacylglycerol kinase activity; protein binding
Source: RefSeq, a predicted model, not a curated record
CUCGGCUUCCACUGGGGCAAACUGUCCCUCUUACAGCCUUGGUUGUACUAUUCGUCUUUAUCUCAGGACAGCCAUCAAGUGUGUACCGAAGGAUUAUUAAUCUGCAGCCAACCUCUCUCUGUGGCAAUCAGCUAACAGUGCCUGAAUGAAUUCCAGUGAGCAACAGCUUUCCUUUGUAACAAAAGAGAAAACCCCGCUGCCUAUCUACCCACAGGCUUCUGCCCUCCCCACACAAAAGUGAGGACAUGGAGACAUUCUUCAAAAGACAUUUCAGGAAAGCAAAACCCGCCACAUCUGUUUUCAAGCUGCCGAACGGUGGCAGGCGGACAAAUAGGCGUGCGAGUGGGGCAGUGCCGGGUAGUAAAGUGCGGCGGCGAUCGAGUGUGGGAAUGCCCUCGGCCACGCUGGUACAGAGGCGCCGGUCCAGUGUGCAGACGCAGGGCCCAGUCCUUUACUCGGCCCGGUCGGGGAGUGCAGCCCCGAAAAGCAUCAGAACCCGCCGGAGAUCCAGCACCACCGCCCUUCACCUCAACCCCCGGUUUGCCGUCAAGAGGAGGUAUGGCGGCAAACUGCGAACCAUUGACACCCAACUGCUGGGGCCAUCCAUACUGCUGGCCAGCUUGAUUCGGAUGACCGAGGAAGAAGAGGGCGAAGCUGAUGGAGAUGAUGAGGCCUGUGCCACAGGGGUAGACAUCAGCCUUGGCCUCAAUGAAGGCAGGCACUCUUCAGGAGAGUCAGAUGUCUCUGAAUCUUCAUCCUCAUGUGGUCGUUGGAGUGAACUAGAGCAGGCGAAUGGCACGUUGGGCAGUGGAACCGCUUCUCAAAUUUCAGAGGCCUUUCAACCUUUGCACUGCAGGCCAAACUACACCAAGCCUUUUAUCAGGGCUCCCCGAUGUUUGAGGCGGAACUCUUCCCAAGGCCCCACUGGGGAGUUGCCUUCAAUCGGACAGUGCGGGAAUUACAGGACGAUGGGCCGGCGCUUCAGCGGGGGCCGGGCGCAGGCAGCAGCCGAUAAACCUUCCGCACUGCAGGCGGCCCGAGCGGGGAGCAGGCGGCUCUCACUCAACGUCAGGAGGAUAUCCUGCACUUAUCCCCCGCCACGCUGGAGGCACGGCAUGCGUAGAAACUCCCUCAACCUGAUGCACAGGAAAUACCCGGCUAAGCGCACAGCAUGGAGCAACUUCCUGUCAAAAGCUAUCGCAAAAUCAGGCCUGCAGCACCUGGUAACUCAACCAAACCCAAGCACAGUCUUUCGGCAUGAUGCAGACCGUGAGGUGCGCAGCACCGUGGAUUGGAUGGAGAAUGCACUGUAUGGUGAGCACGUCUGGUUUGAGACCAAUGUAUCUGGAGACUUCUGCUAUGCUGGGGAACAAAACUGUAUUGCAAAAUUGCUGCAGAGGUCGGUGUCACGGAAGAAAUGUGCUGCUUGCAAGAUAGUGGUUCACACAGUCUGUAUUGAGCAUCUAGAGAAAAUAAAUUUUCGGUGUAAACCAACAUUCCGGGAAUCUGGAUCACGCAAUGUUCGAGAGCCCACGUUUGUCCGGCACCAUUGGGUUCAUCGGAGGCGGCAGGAUGGGAAGUGCAAGCAGUGUGGCAAGGGUUUCCAGCAGAAGUUUUCCUUCCACAGUAAAGAAAUUGUAGCUAUCAGCUGUUCCUGGUGUAAGCAAGCAUAUCAUAACAAGGUGACGUGCUUCAUGCUGCAGCAGAUCGAGGAGCCCUGUACACUGGGCGCCCAUGCUGCCGUGAUCAUUCCGCCAACUUGGAUCAUUCGGCCGAGACGGGUUCAGAAUUCACUGAAAUCAAGUAAAAAGAAAAAGCGGACCUCAUUUAAGCGGAAGUCGAGCAAGAAGGGAGCUGAGGAAGGAAGAUGGAAGCCCUUUAUCAUAAAGCCCAUCCCAUCGUCGCUGAUGAAGCCGUUGUUAGUGUUUGUCAAUCCCAAGAGUGGGGGUAAUCAGGGGUCGAAGAUUAUCCAGUCAUUCAUGUGGUAUCUGAAUCCAAGACAGGUGUUUGACAUGUGUCAUGGAAAUCCUAAGGAUGCGUUAGAACUAUACCGAAAGGUGCAGAAUUUACGAAUUUUGGCCUGUGGUGGUGAUGGCACUGUGGGAUGGAUUCUUUCCAUUUUGGAUCAAUUACAGCUGAACCCUCCGCCUCCUGUAGCUGUACUUCCCCUGGGAACAGGAAAUGACCUGGCAAGGACCCUAAAUUGGGGCGGGGGAUAUACAGAUGAGCCCGUUUCCAAGAUCCUGUCCCAUGUGGAAGAUGGGAACAUCGUGCAGCUGGACCGAUGGAAUCUGUUUGUGGAAAGAAAUGCAGACGCAGUCCCAGAUGAGCGAGAUGAAACAGCAGCUGAAAGGCUACCACUUGAUGUCUUCAACAACUACUUCAGCCUUGGCUUUGAUGCCCACGUAACUCUCGAGUUUCACGAGUCCAGAGAGGCUAAACCAGAGAAAUUUAGCAGUCGAUUUUGGAAUAAAAUGUUCUACGCUGGGACGGCAGUUUCGGAUUUCUUAACGGGAAGUUCUAAAGAUUUAGCCAAGCACAUCAAAGUGGUGUGUGAUGGAUCGGACCUGACAUCAAAGAUUCAAGACUUAAAACUACAGUGCAUUGUCUUCCUGAACAUUCCAAGGUACUGUGCUGGCACGGUGCCGUGGGGAAAUCCCGGUGAACACCAUGAUUUUGAGCCACAGCGCCAUGACGACGGGUGCAUUGAGGUGAUUGGCUUCACCAUGUCAUCAUUGGCUGCUCUGCAAGUCGGUGGACACGGAGAACGUCUCCACCAGUGCCGCGAAGUGACGCUAACGACAUACAAGUCAAUACCAAUGCAGGUGGAUGGGGAACCUUGCAAGCUUGCACCGUCCAUCAUUCGGAUCUCAUUACGGAACCAGGCCAACAUGGUCCAGAAGACCAAGAGGAGGACAUCUAUUCCACUACUCAAUGAUCAGCAGAUGAUAUCUGAAAGCGUGAAGAUAUGUGUGAAUCGGAUCAGCAUGCACGACUACGAAGCAUUGCAUUACGACAAGGAGAAGCUGAAGGAAGCCUCUGUGCCUUUGGGCAUCAUCGUCAUCCCUGGGGAUAGUAACCUGGAGAUCUGCCGCACUCACAUCGAGAGGCUUCAGGAGGACUUCCCCCUGGUCCAUCCCCCGCUCCAGCAUCUGAUCCUGCAGGAGGACAAUGGCAACAAGUCGAGAACCUUGUCUUCACAGAAGCUGUCUCCAAAAUGGUGUUUUCUGGACUCCACAACUGCUGAUCGGUUUUACAGAAUCGAUAGAGCACAGGAGCACUUGCACUACGUGACUGAAAUUUCCCAAGAUGAACUUUACAUCCUGGACCCCGAGCUUGUAAUCACAGAGACGGUGGCAACCUCCCCAGGAAUGCCCGAUUUAGUCGACUCAUCUGACGCCUUCAUCUUCCCAUCCUCUUCUUCACCGCCGCUCUCACCUGUCCCCAGAAUUCUGGAUUUGCAGAAAACCACCCAGAGGAAGCGUAUUUCCAGCGACAGUUCGGUUGCUGAGGCUCUCGCUCACAGUGAAUCGCUCAGAGUCUCAAAGCCCUUGCUCAGCAGGACAGAUGCAAAGGUAGCCAGUGUACAUCGAUCGAAUACCACAGCAGCUGACUUUAAGCCAACAUCCAAACCGUCCACGACGCAGGAUCCAUCGGCAGCUCCGCCAGCAACAAUGUCAAGACCUGAAAAUACCACCACACCGAGUGCAAGUGGAGUAGAUGAGAACCUUCUUCAUGCAAUAAAGAACAGUGACCUACAGCAGUUACAAGCGUUGCAAAAGUCAGGCGCUGAUCUACUGGUGCGAGAUUCUUUAGGACGGACCUUACUGCACCAUGCUGUCAGCGAGGGAAACAAAGAGAUUGUGAAAUACAUCAUUGACAAUGCCUCUCCAGAAAUCCUGGAUUUAACAGAGAAAGAGAAUGGUGAGACAGUCCUACACAAAGCAGCUGCUCUCCGACAUCGAACCAUCUGCCAUCUCCUUGUGGAGGCUGGAGCAUCCCUGAUGAAGACAGACUUACAGGGGGACACGCCAAAAAACAAAGCUGAGAAAGCUCUGGACCUGGAGUUGGCAGCGUACCUGGAGAACCGGCAGCACUACCAGAUGAUUCAGCGCGAGGAUCAGGAGACGGCGGUGUAACCUCCUGCGAGCAGAUGAUGGGGAAUCCCUCCCCCUCUCCCACCAUCUAUCUCCUCCCACCACCUUACCCCACCUCAACCCGCACCGUCCCAGACCCUGCAUGCCUGCUGCCGUUUAUGACAGCAUAGGUUGUUGGCAACUCGAAUCUCAGACGUGUCUGUGAAUGUCGGUGUUUAUUGUUACCCGACCCCCUUUCCUUCCCCUCCACUCAUACCAAAACUGGAGCACGGAAGUCAAAACUAAAAAAAUGGCAUUGUUGCAUUUACUACAAGCGAGCAGUUCAGUGGUGGUAGCAUUCCGACAAGCUGUAUCUCGCCGAUGCAAUGAGUGGAUAAGGUCAACGGAUUUAAUGAAGUUGGAGAGCCUUGGUCAUCUAUCAGCAUUCACGUUAACUUUGCUUAAAUUGCUCAUUACACAUUGAUACCCAAUAGCCCAUGCAGCUUUAUGUUCUUGGGACAUGCCCUCUGCUGUUGUCAUUGCUGGAGUGGUAGCAGAGGUAACAUAUCGGGCUGCAAAGUGAAUACUCACUGCUUGGUAAAAGGGCACAUGUAUCCUAGUGCAGGCUUAAAAGGUUUACAUGGAAUCUGAUAGCUCAGUGGCUGCAUUUUGCGAAAAGAGAACUAUGUGGAAAAGUAUUCUAUUUUGUACACAUUGGAACGUCUCGUUGAGAUGCUAUGUAAUGUUAAUUCAAGCAAAGUCUCCUGCAAGCAGUGUGGAAGACCAUCUCUUCAGGGGUUCUGUCAUGUUUACGGUGGGUUUGCAUGUGAGCGAUGUUGCAUCCAAUGUCCGCUCAUGGUGACUGGGGUACAAGGUAGAGGACAGGAGGACGUGGUCCAUCCCCAGUGCUAGAGAGCACUGAGAGAGUCGGUUGUAAAGAGUGGCUGCUUUUUUUCUCAACAUGCAGGCUGUAACUAGCAAGUUGAUGUACUGCUGAGGGAUGGAGACAGACAUUUAAUAAGCACCCUUGAGCACAAUUGAUUUUAUUUGUUUUAAGUGAAACACUGUUCUUUUUGUUUACUUUUAGUAGGGCAUUUUAGG